CCAGCCAGAUGAUAUAUAAAUACAGAGCAGAAGAUGCAUCUUUCCUUUCUGUGGAGCGGAAUCCCUUUAUGGAUUAUAAUCUGGCCAAUCAAAUCCUUCCUAGUGACAGAAAACUAAGGAUCAAAAGGAAGCUUUAAAUUCUAGACGCACAAUUAUCAGGAGACAUGGUGGGACUUAAACCCUCAGAUGUUCCCCCUCCUCUGGGGGUGAAGAUGGCGAGUGCUGGGGCGGCAGCCUGUGUAGCUGACAUUGUCACAUUUCCUCUGGACACAGCCAAAGUCAGACUACAGAUUCAGGGAGAAAAGACUGCAGUGGGAGGCAUCCGCUACAAAGGGGUGUUUGGGACGAUCAGCACCAUGAUCCGAACAGAGGGGCCCAAGUCCCUGUACAACGGGCUGAUAGCAGGGCUGCAGAGACAACUGUGCUUCGCCUCCAUCAGAAUUGGCCUCUAUGACAAUGUCAAAGAUUUCUACACUGGUGGCAAAGACAACCCCGGUGUACUGGUACGUAUUCUGGCUGGCUGCACUACAGGGGCCAUGGCAGUGUCCUUUGCACAACCCACAGAUGUAGUCAAGGUUCGAUUCCAAGCCCAGACGAACCUGGAUGGUGUGGCUCGUCGCUACACUGGCACAAUGCAGGCCUAUAAACACAUCUUCCAGAAUGAGGGCAUUCGAGGACUCUGGAAAGGCACACUACCCAACAUCACAAGAAAUGCACUAGUCAACUGCACAGAGCUGGUUACAUACGACCUGAUCAAGGAGGCCAUCCUCAAACACAACCUGCUGUCCGACAAUCUGCCUUGCCACUUUGUGUCUGCGUUUGGCGCCGGCUUCGUUACCACAGUCAUCGCUUCCCCGGUAGAUGUGGUGAAAACUAGAUACAUGAACUCACCACCAGGCCAGUACAAGAGUGCCAUCAACUGCGCCUGGACCAUGUUGACUAAAGAGGGGCCAACGGCUUUCUACAAAGGAUUUGUGCCCUCGUUUCUGAGGUUGGGAUCGUGGAACGUGGUGAUGUUUGUCUCGUUCGAACAAAUCAAGAGAGCGAUGAUGGUCACAAAGAAGAAGAUGGAGGCCACAAAUUGAGUUUGACUGGAAAACUUGAACUACCAGCCCUGUGCUGGAGCAUCGCUGAAGAUACCUAAUGAACAUCAUAUCACAUUUUAGUUUUAUUCUCUUUUGUCUUGUGGUGACAAAGAAGAAAAUCCUUUGUUGAAAAAGGAAUCUACUUUGUAUUUGACUUUGUUGAACUGAUGUGUAAAAGAAAUGCAUCUUUAUAUUUAGAAUUUUUCAUAAUGAACCCAUUCUAUAAAUUAAUGGGAGUGAAUGGUGCAAACACUAUGUUGUGACGACCUCCUUUGGGAAGUUGGGUUUGCUCUUUAAGACCUGUAAAUCUAUAUCUGCCACAUUCUUAGGCAGACCAGUACACCUGUAUGUGAGAAAUAAUAAUAAAAUGUACA
Molecule: messenger RNA, 1459 nt
Organism: Morone saxatilis (striped sea-bass)
Lineage: Eukaryota; Metazoa; Chordata; Actinopteri; Moronidae
Gene: ucp1
Product: uncoupling protein 1
Exons: 7
Coding region: 165-1085 (306 amino acids)
Biological process (GO): adaptive thermogenesis; response to cold; mitochondrial transport
Cellular component (GO): mitochondrial membrane
Molecular function (GO): oxidative phosphorylation uncoupler activity
Source: RefSeq, a predicted model, not a curated record